This is a messenger RNA of Salarias fasciatus (jewelled blenny), 2105 nucleotides long. It is a transcript of the gene aldh4a1, whose product is annotated as aldehyde dehydrogenase 4 family, member A1. The record is from RefSeq and is a predicted model, not a curated record. NCBI's taxonomy places the organism in Eukaryota, Metazoa, Chordata, Actinopteri, Blenniiformes, Blenniidae. Bases 103 to 1785 code for a protein of 560 amino acids. The transcript is spliced from 15 exons. Gene Ontology annotation, molecular function: L-glutamate gamma-semialdehyde dehydrogenase (NAD+) activity.
GUGGUAUCUACCCGGGGGGGGGGGGUGUUGUAGACCAGAACCAGAGGAGCGGGAUCCCGGCGACAGGCUGUCCGAAGACCCAACACCGGCUGCGGCUGCACCAUGAUCCGGGGACCGCUGCGAGCGACGGCCGGCCUGUGGCGCUGCGCGCGGGGGUUCAGGACGUUCCCCUCUGCUGCUGUUGAUGUGAAAAAUGAGCCAAUCCUCAGUUUCAAAGACGGAAGUUCAGAGAGACGAGAACUGAUCCAGGCGUUGGACCGUCUGAAGGGACAGACUGAAGACAUUCCCUGUGUGGUCGGAGACGAACAUGUGUGGACGUCAGACAUCAGAUACCAGCUGUGUCCGUUCAAUCACUCGCACAAGGUGGCCAAGUUCUGCUACGCGGACCAGGAGCUGAUCAACAGAGCCAUCCUGGCGUCCGUGGCGGCGAGGAGGGACUGGGACUUGACCCCGGUGGAGGACCGAGCUCAGAUCCUCUUCAAGGCCGCCGACGUGAUCAGUGGACCGAAGAGAGCCGAGAUCCUGGCCAAGACCAUGCUGGGCCAGGGAAAGACGGUGGUCCAGGCGGAGAUAGACGCCGCCGCCGAGCUCAUUGACUUCUUCAGAUUCAACGCCAAACACGCCGUGGAGCUGCAGCAGCAGCAGCCGCUGGACGCCGAGGGCAGCACCAACACCAUGCUGUACCGCGGCCUGGAGGGCUUCGUUGCCGCAGUGGCUCCCUUCAACUUCACCGCCAUCGGAGGGAACCUGGCCGGAACGCCAGCUCUGAUGGGGAAUGUGGUUCUGUGGAAACCCAGCGACGCCGCCAUGUCCGCCAGCUACGCGGUCUACAGAGUCCUGCGGGACUGCGGUCUGCCCCCCAACAUCAUCCAGUUCCUGCCUGCAGACGGACCCGCCUUCGGGGACACCGUCACGUCCUCCGAGCACCUGGCGGCCAUCAACUUCACCGGCAGCGUGCCGACUUUCAAGCGUCUGUGGAAGCAGGUGGCUGAGAACCUGGACUCGUACCGGACGUUCCCCCGACUGGCAGGAGAGUGCGGGGGGAAGAACUUCCACUUCGUCCACUCUUCCGCCGACGUCCGGAGCGUCGUCAACGGAACCGUCCGCUCAGCCUUCGAGUACGGAGGACAGAAAUGCUCCGCCUGCUCCCGCAUGUACGUCCCCCACAGCCUCUGGCCCCAGGUCAAAGGUCAGCUGCUGCACAUCCACAGCCAGCUGCGAGUGGGAGACCCCGUCGACGACUUCAGCACCUUCUUCUCUGCGGUCAUCGAUGACAAGUCCUUCUCCCGGAUCAGAGGCUGGUUGGACCAUGCCCGCUCGUCCCCGUCCCUCAGUGUCCUCGCCGGUGGGGGCUGUGACGACAGCAGAGGAUACUUCGUGGAGCCGACCAUUGUCCAGACCACCGACCCCCACGACCCCAUCAUGAGCCAGGAGAUCUUCGGUCCUCUCCUCAGUGUUUAUGUUUAUCCGGACGACGACUACAAGAAGGUUCUGGAGCUGAUCGACCAGACGUCUCCCUACGCCCUGACGGGGGCGGUGUUCGCCCAGGACCCGUCGGUGAUUGAAGAAGCUGCUCGAGUUUUGAGGAACGCAGCAGGAAACUAUUAUGUGAACGAUAAAUCUACUGGAUCCAUCGUGGCUCAGCAGCCGUUCGGAGGAGCCCGAGCUUCAGGCACCAACGACAAACCCGGCGGUCCUCACUAUGUCCUCCGAUGGACGUCUCCUCAGGUGGUCAAGCGGACCAGUGUCCCCCUCACAGAGUGGACGUACCCCUACAUGGGCUGAGAACCCGGAUGUCCUGCAUCCGUCCUCUGUUCAUGUGUCCUUCUUUCUCUGUCUGUAUUUUGUCUUCUGUCUUUCAUCGUCCAUUGGUCCUCCAUUUUCCAUCUGUCCUCUGUCCAGCUGUCCUUGCUGUCCUGUGUCCAUUUGUCCCUCCCUGUCCCUGUCUUGGAAUCUUCCCUCCGUCCUGCAGUUGCACUGAUUGGCAGUCUGGUCUGAGGCGGGAGACGAGGGACGGUGGAUUUCUCUGUGUGCGAUUGGUCAGGCCUGAAUGUGAUGCGUCUGCUGAUGAUUUUAACCAGAUUCAAUAAAAACACUGAUCAGUU